Gossypium raimondii (Peruvian cotton) is the source of this 1780-nucleotide messenger RNA. Its product is annotated as ceramide synthase 1 LOH3. NCBI's taxonomy places the organism in Eukaryota, Viridiplantae, Streptophyta, Magnoliopsida, Malvales, Malvaceae. Gene Ontology annotation, cellular component: membrane; endoplasmic reticulum. The transcript has 6 exons. Gene Ontology annotation, biological process: ceramide biosynthetic process. The record is from RefSeq and is a predicted model, not a curated record. Bases 128 to 1048 code for a protein of 306 amino acids. Gene Ontology annotation, molecular function: sphingosine N-acyltransferase activity.
GGGAGAACCAGAGUGGCCGGGGGCUCUCUGCGUAUUCCUCUGCAUGUGAUCCAUUUCUUCGACGUUCUUCUUUAGACUGUUUCCUGAGAAAAUUUUGGAUGAAAAAUCAAAGCUUGCAAAAAACAAAAUGGGUUUGAUUCAGCUUAUGAAAUCGAUUAAUUGGGAAGAAGAAGAUUAUCCUGCUCAAGAAGAUUUCAUUGUCCUUCCUUUCUUUUUUAUGUUUUUCCCCUCUGUUCGGUUCUUUCUCGAUAGAGUUCUGUUUGAGAGAGUUGGAAGGCGGUUGAUUUUUGGAAAGGGAUAUCAGAUGCAAGAUACCAAUACAACAGACAACAAGAAUAAGGUUAUAAAAUUUAAGGAGUCAGCUUGGAAAUGCAUUUAUUUUCUCUCUGCAGAAUUUCUGGCUCUCUAUGUAACUUCUAAGGAGCCCUGGUUUAACAAUACAAGACACUUUUGGGUAGGGCCAGGGGAUCAGGUCUGGCCUGAUCAAAAAAUUAAAUUGAAAUUAAAGGGACUUUAUAUGUAUGCUGCUGGGUUUUAUACAUACUCUAUAUUUGCUUUAAUUUUCUGGGAAACAAGGCGUUCUGACUUUGGAGUCUUAAUGGGUCAUCAUUUUGCAACUGUCACCCUCGUUGUGCUCUCUUACAUUUUUAGAUUUGGCCGUGUCGGUUCAGUUGUUUUAGCAAUUCAUGAUGCUAGCGAUGUAUUUUUGGAGAUAGGGAAGAUGAGCAAAUAUUGUGGUGCUGAAAAACUCGCUAGCAUUGCAUUCAUAAUUUUUGUUUUGUCAUGGAUCUUACUGCGCCUCAUAUACUUCCCUUUCUGGGUCCUAUGGAGUACAAGCUAUGAAGUUGUCCAGACAUUGGACAAGGAAAAGCAUCCAGUGGUUGGACCAAUUUGUUAUUAUCUGUUCAACACACUUCUAUUUUGCCUGCUUGUUCUUCAUAUUUAUUGGUGGGUACUGAUGUAUCGAAUGCUAGUCAACCAAAUCCAAGCUGGAGGCAAAAUUAGUGAAGAUGUUAGAUCUGAUUCAGAAGAUGAACAUGAGGAUUGAUCCAAAAACAAGCAAUAGGGCCUUGGAAGGACUCAUGAAAAGGUAAUUUUACUUUCAUUUGAAAACCUCAUAGUACUCACCACACUUUGGUUCAGAUUAAAACCAUCAUCGAAAUCCGGCAUUGGGAACAAGUGGCCAGUGAGUGAACGCGUUGUUUUCCUGUGAAGUGUCUGUUUUCACUGUUGCAAUUUUUCUGUAAGCUUCUGAGCAGGUCCAUUUUCAGUGGAACUGAUAGAGAGGGCUCUUUGUGUAAGUCCUGCAGAUGGAGAACAUCCCUGGCUUAAACAUCGAUAUUCUUUCAAGUUCAAUGAAAUACGCACGUUUCCUAGUAAUAGAAGGAAACUUUAUAUUGUUUCAUGAUGAAGUAUGGGACUGGAGAAGUUUAGUUGUUGAUUUUUGAUGUCCGGCUUUGGCACCUUCACAAUAUGGGGUUUAGGUCAGUUGGGUCACCAGUAAAGUUUUGCUGUAAAGAUAACAUGUCUACCAGGAAAACCUAAUUCAUCAACACGAAGAUAAGUCGUCAGCCAGAUUGAGGGUUAUCUUACGGUUUCAAAAUUUUUGCCCUUAAAACUAAUUGAUCCCUUUUGUCUUAGUUUAGUUGAAGUUUGAUUACAUUAUUGUAGGCUCGAGUGUCAAAGCUUACGAAACAGUCAUUAACAUAGUACCAAAGCUCUUUUUUUUCUUUCUUCUGUUCGAGUUUAAUAACAUAGUAAAUUUAUCAAUUUUUGACUA